AUGGCCGCCGCCUCCCACUCCCACUCCGCCUCCGACUCUCCCUUCAGCGGGGCGGCCACUCUCUGCCCGAGGCACCUCCAUCGUGACGCGGAGGCUUCUGCAGGAACAGCCCUGCGGGCACCGCCGCAGCUGCCAAGUCAGGAGGGUCCCGGCCGGCGGGGCGGCUGCUCCCGGGGUCCGUCCCGGGGGUGCCGGGGGCGCCUGUGCCGGGAGCGGCCUCGCCCAGAACCUUUGCUGGACGGCAGCUUAGGGAAAGCAGCACCCCGCACCUGCACCCCGCACCUGCACCCCGCACCCCGUACCUGCACCCCGCACCUGCACCCCGCACCCCGCACCUGCACCCCGCACCCCGCACCUGCACCCCGCACCCGCACCCCGCACCUGCACCCCGCACCUGCACCCUCCACCCACACCCCGCACCUGCACCCCACGCCCCGCACCCACACUCUCCACCCACACCCCGCAGCUGCACCCCACACCCACACCCCGCACCUGCACCCCGCACCCACACCCUCCACCCACACCCCGCACCUGCACCCCACGCCCCGCACCCACACUCUCCACCCACACCCCGCAGCUGCACCCCACACCCACACCCCGCACCUGCACCCCGCACCCACACCCUCCACCCACACCCCGCACCUGCACCCCGCACCCACACUCUCCACCCACACUCCGCACCUGCACCCCCGCACCCCACACCAGCACCCUGCAACCCGCACCCGCACCUGCACCCUGCACCCCGCAGGCAGCUGA
Erinaceus europaeus (western European hedgehog) is the source of this 756-nucleotide messenger RNA. RefSeq lists its product as uncharacterized. Lineage: Eukaryota; Metazoa; Chordata; Mammalia; Eulipotyphla; Erinaceidae. Bases 1 to 756 code for a protein of 251 amino acids. The record is from RefSeq and is a predicted model, not a curated record. The transcript has 2 exons.